UCUUUUCAUUAUUAUAUUAAGGUUGCACAUAUAUCUAACAGUGUGUCACCAAGACUAAGGAAGCUGUUCCUGGGGGAGAAUGAUAAAGAAACAAUAUAUCUCUCUUCUUCUGCACUUCUCUCUGUCUCUGUGUCUCUCUCUCUCUCCAGCUUCUUCGUCUGCCUGAUUCAGUGUUUGUCUGCCAAGUUGUGCCAACUCUUUCUGGGGAAAAAUUCUUUUUACGGGUUUUUUUGCAAGUGAAGGGUCGGAGCUUGCUUUCGCUGUCUGUCUGUCUUUUCUUGAUUUUUUUUUUCUCUUUCCUGGAAGCCGAGUCUCUCUUUGGGUAUGUUUGAAAUGUCGUGAAGUUGGUUCGUUUUUUUCUUUUUUGGAUCCAGUGACUGAGGUCCAGCCCCCGGUCGAGCCGACGGCCUGGUAGUUCUGUUUGAUACCAAGGAGCAAUCUCUGUUUCAGAUCUUUUUCUUGCCGUUCUUGGUUUAUUAUUUCGGGGUUUGAGGUUCUGCAUGCCCGCUUUAUCUGUUCUUGAUCAGUCUGUUUGGCCCUUUUGAGCUUGCUCCUAUCUUGGUUUCUUUGGUGGGUCUCCGAUAUAACUUGAAUCUUCCACUUUUAUUAGCUCUCCAAUUGUUCACACGGGGUGUCCUGCUAUUUUCUAAAUUAGAUGUGGAACUGGUGCACAGUUCAAGCCAAGGUUACCACAUUGCGUGUUGUGAUUCAGCCUCUUGAUUUCUGGGUCAAUUUUUCUGGGUGAAUUUGCGUGCAUUUGCUGAUUCAUUUCUAGCAUUGAACUCAAGUGAUUAAUCGAGCUUCUAGAGUUCCAGCUGGCCUGGAUUUUAAUUUUAGAUACUUGGGUUUGGUCGGUUGCUAUCAAUUGUCCGUGUAUUUGAAGAAGUGAUUGGAGUGGAAAGAGGCAAAAUUCAUUGUAUGAAAUCGGUGUCAGACAUGAGUUCAGGAGCUGAAAUUGAUGAAGAGAGUGACAACAAGGGAAGUAUGUGGGUUUUGGAUCAGAAGCUUGAUCAGCCCAUGGAUGAGGAGGCUGGUAGGCUGAGCAACAUGUAUAGAGAGAAGAAAUUUUCUGCUCUGUUGCUUCUUCGGCUUUCAUUCCAGAGUCUUGGGGUUGUUUAUGGAGACUUGGGCACAUCUCCUUUGUACGUCUUCUAUAAUACAUUCCCGCAGGGAGUUAAGGAUCCGGAGGAUGUUAUUGGAGCUCUUUCUCUAAUUAUAUACUCUCUGACGCUUAUCCCACUUCUCAAAUAUGUAUUUAUUGUCUGUAGAGCUAAUGACAAUGGUCAAGGUGGAACAUUUGCUCUUUACUCCUUGCUUUGUCGACAUGCGAAAAUAAAAACUAUUCCCAACCAACAUCGAACUGAUGAGGAGCUGACGACUUACAGUCGGUCCACAUUCCAUGAACAGUCAUUUGCGGCAAAGACCAAGAAGUGGUUGGAAAGACGUCCUUCAAGGAAAAAUGCGCUACUUAUUCUCGUCCUUGUCGGCACAUGCAUGGUGAUUGGGGAUGGAAUUCUUACUCCAGCUAUAUCAGUUCUUUCUGCGGCUGGAGGAAUCAAGGUAAACCAUCCCGAUGUUAGCAGCAGUGAGUAUUUCCCCGAGAAUCUAACCUUUUUGACAGAUAAGAACCUCAAUUAUUUCUACGUACUCACUGAGUUCUUUUCCUCUGGUGCAGAAGUAGUUGUGGUUGUCGCUGUGGUAGUGUUAGUAGGUUUGUUUAGCAUGCAACACUAUGGAACGGAUAGAGUUAGUUGGCUCUUCGCACCCAUUGUGCUUCUUUGGUUCCUCUUAAUUGGAGGAAUCGGUCUCUAUAACAUUUGGAAAUAUGAUAAGGGUGUUCUUCGGGCCUUUUCUCCUGUUUACACAUAUCGAUACCUCAAACGCGGAGGAAAAGAUGGUUGGACCUCACUCGGAGGCAUCAUGCUCUGUAUCACAGGGACUGAGGCCCUUUUUGCUGAUCUUGGCCAUUUUCCAGUUUUGGCCGUGCAGAUUGCUUUUACAAUAGUUGUCUUUCCUUCCCUUCUUUUAGCCUAUUCUGGGCAAGCGGCCUAUCUAAUGAUGAACAAGGAUCAUGUGGUUGAUGCAUUUUAUCGAUCUAUCCCAGAUAGCAUAUACUGGCCAGUAUUCAUUAUCGCAACUUUAGCUGCUAUAGUUGCCAGCCAGGCCACGAUUUCUGCUACGUUUUCGAUAAUCAAGCAGGCACUCGCACUUGGCUGCUUUCCUAGGGUCAAAGUCAUACAUACAUCAAAGAAUUUUCUCGGACAGAUAUACAUUCCUGAUAUAAACUGGAUUUUGAUGAUCCUCUGCAUCGCCGUCACUGCUGGCUUUGAAAACCAAAGUCAAAUUGGGAAUGCAUAUGGGACAGCCGUUGUAAUAGUUAUGCUGGCAACCACGGCCCUCAUGGUUCUGAUUAUGAUUUUAGUGUGGCACUGCCAUUGGCUUCUUGUCCUACUUUUUGCUGGCCUGUCACUAAUAGUGGAGUGUACUUACUUCUCUGCCAUGCUCUUCAAAGUAGAUCAGGGCGGGUGGGUUCCACUAGUUAUUGCGGCAGCAUUUCUUCUGAUCAUGUAUGUUUGGCACUACGGCACGGUGAAGCGAUAUGAAUUCGAGAUGCAUAGUCGGGUUUCGAUGGCCUGGAUUCUUGGGCUGGGCCCCAGCUUAGGACUGGUCCGAGUCCCAGGCAUUGGGCUUGUAUACACAGAACUGGCUAGUGGGGUGCCUCGCAUCUUUUCCCACUUCAUCACUAACCUUCCGGCCAUGCAUUCUGUUGUUGUUUUUGUCUGUGUUAAGUAUCUCCCAGUGUACAUGGUUCCUGAAGAAGAGAGGUUCCUCGUGAAGCGGAUCGGACCCAAGAAUUUUCACAUGUUCCGCUGCGUUGCGAGGUACGGAUACAAAGACCUUCAUAAGAAAGAUGAUGAUUUUGAGAGGAAGCUCUUUGAUAAUCUUUUUCUCUUCGUUCGGCUUGAGUCCAUGAUGGAAGGGUGUUCGGACUCGGAUGAUUAUAGCAUAUAUGGUCAGCAAACUGAGAAAUCAGGAGAUGCCCUUUUGUCUAAGAACGGCAAAGCUACUAUUUCUGAUGUGGACCUCACGAUCUCAUCAAUGGACUCCACUAUGCCAGCAAAAUCUACAUCGUCACGUCCGAAUAGUAUGACGAUAUCGUCCGGACAGGCGGGCAACCGAACUGAAAUGGAUGAAUUGGAGUUUUUGAAUAGGUGUAGAGAUGCAGGGGUGGUGCACAUAUUGGGCAAUACAGUUGUGAGGGCGAGCAGGGAAUCAAGAUUCUACAAGAAGAUUGUUGUUGAUUAUAUAUAUGCAUUCCUCAGGAAGAUAUGCAGGGAACAUAGUGCCAUUUUUAAUAUUCCUCAUGAGAGUCUCUUGAAUGUUGGCCAGAUAUUUUAUGUAUGAUAAUUCUUUUGCAAUGUGAUGGGUAAAUAACACUCUCAGCACCAA
Messenger RNA from Syzygium oleosum, 3450 nucleotides. RefSeq names its product potassium transporter 11-like. NCBI's taxonomy places the organism in Eukaryota, Viridiplantae, Streptophyta, Magnoliopsida, Myrtales, Myrtaceae. Bases 919 to 3405 code for a protein of 828 amino acids. The transcript has 7 exons. The record is from RefSeq and is a predicted model, not a curated record. Gene Ontology annotation, cellular component: membrane. Gene Ontology annotation, molecular function: potassium ion transmembrane transporter activity. Gene Ontology annotation, biological process: potassium ion transmembrane transport.